AUGCGCAGCAUUGGCGUGGGCAUAGAUAUUUUGUUCUCGAUGUUAUCAAAAAGGGCCUCCACCACGAGGUUGACUCCGCGCUUGUCUUCGGGCCUAUUAAUCGCAUCCGCAGCUGUCCUCUUUGUCCUCCUCAGCUACCUCACAUUAUACGCGCCAGAAAUCGCCGAGCCCAAGGAGCGCAAGUCGAGGACGCGCCCGCUGAGCCAGUAUGCCAUCGUCGCGGGGCAGCAGGGGAUGGGCGGCGAGGGGGAGCGGCCCGCGCGGGCGGCCGCGUCGAACCGCACGCUGGGCUUCGGGUCCAUCCAGUUCCUGAACCUGCCGCACCGCCACGACCGCGCCGACGCGGCCUUCCUCCAGGCCUACCUCACCGACCUCGAGCUCACGCGCUUCCCCGCCGUCCGGGCCGAGGACCUGCGCGACCAGGGGCUCCCGCCCACGGAGCAGCCCGCCCGGCUCAACAUUCGCGAGAAGGCCUGCUACCGCGCGCACGCAAACGUCUGGCAGCACAUGGUCGAGCACCGCGUCCCGGCCCUGAUGGUGCUCGAGUCGGACGCCGCGUGGGACGUCGGGCUCAAGGAGAUCAUGGCGACGCUCAACGGGCCGUUCCGCGACCUGAUCGCUGAGGCUACAGGCCAGGCCGCCGCUGCACCCCCGGACCCGUCGGACCCCUGGAUGGCGGGCAGCGGCGCCUGGGACGUGCUGCACCUCGGCGGCUGCUCCGACACGUGGAGGGAGGGCGACCCGUACCGCAUCUACGCGGACCCGCGCGCGCCCGCGGCCAAGGGCCCGUUCGACAACCUGCCGGCCCAGACGCGCGAGCGCCGGGCCGUCUUCCGCGCGUACCACAUGGCCUGCCCGACGGCGUACGCCGUGACGCUGCGCGGGGCGGCCAAGCUGCUGCUGCGCACGGCGUGGAACCUCGAGGAGCCUGUGGACCUGGCCAUGAGCCUCAUGUCCAUGACCGGCGAGCUCAAGGUCUACAGCGUCCGCCAGCGCAUCUUUGCCCAGUGGGCCUACGUGCCGGGCAUCGGCAUGGGCGCGCGCGGCGCCAACAGCGACAUUAACAACCAGCCCGCCGACGACGGCAUGGACGGCUGGGAGGAGGCCAAGCGGACGCACAGUGUCUGGGGGUACAAGGAGCAGCUGUACCAGGACACGGAUUUCAAGCAGAUGGCCAUGCACGCGGCCUGGGACAGGAUCAUCGGGCCGAAGGAGCCGCCGAGGGGGGACGGGGGAUCGUUGCCGUCGUUGCCAUGAGGCCGGGUAGAGCCCCGGAUGUCUAAAAUUUCCCUUGUUCUUUGCAUUACCAUGAUGAAAGCCUUUGUUUUUUGUAACCCAAAUACCUCCUGCGAUGAUUUAACUUUGAAUUUAAAAAUUUGCCCGUAGGCUGUUCUAGGGCUGACCCGUGA
Molecule: messenger RNA, 1409 nt
Organism: Gaeumannomyces tritici R3-111a-1
Lineage: Eukaryota; Fungi; Ascomycota; Sordariomycetes; Magnaporthales; Magnaporthaceae
Exons: 2
Coding region: 1-1257 (418 amino acids)
Source: RefSeq, a predicted model, not a curated record